AUGCCACAAAAAGCAUCAUUGAACGAACUGCAAUGGAAAGAGGUGACUCUUCCUGAUCGCCUAGAUGACUAUGAAGGUAUUCUGGAUUUGGAGGAAAUUGAAGGCGUCGAUAUACAGUACAAUGACAAAGGAGGAAAUUUAAAGGAAGUUACCUAUGAACUUGUUGAUCCAUCAAAGAAACCCAAAAAAGAGAAGCGUAAAAUUGCUGAUGAAAAAGCUGGCACAAAAGGUGCUAAGAAGCCCAAAGUGGAUUCCAACAAAAAAGAAACAUCUUCUUCCGAAGACCAAGUCGAUGAGGGAAAUGAAUUUGCCGCCCUUGCUUCAACUGAAGAAGAUUUAGAGAAGAAUGUCGAUGUCUCAGCUUGGUCGAAAUGGCAUCUGUCUCCUGAAAUGCUGGGAUCUUUGUCUCGCGUUGGAUUUUCUACUCCUACCCCAAUUCAAUCACUUGUUGUUCCGGAAGCGACUUCUGGAAAAGAUAUUGUCGGUAAAGCCGCAACUGGUUCCGGUAAGAGUUUGGCGUUUGCGAUUCCAAUAAUGGAACAUUGUAUGAACGUUAUAGAUACCAAGCAAGUUCAAGCUCUCGUAAUAGCUCCCACGCGAGAGUUGGCCCAUCAAUUAUUGGAGCAUUUUGAAAAGGUCAAACCGGAUUCAAAUUUACGAAUCAUGGCUAUCACUGGUGGUCUUGCCGUUCAAAAGCAACAACGUUUACUCAGUAAACAUCCCCAUAUAGUGAUUGCCACUCCAGGAAGAUUGUGGUCGGUAAUUAAUGACAAUAAUUUAACAGAAAAUUUUAUGAAAAUUAAGAUUCUUGUUCUCGAUGAGGCCGACCGUCUGUUGCAGAAAAGCCAUUUUGAAGAUUUGCAGAAGCUUAUGGAUGUAUUGGGAAAUCCAAAACAAACAAAUCGACAGACGCUAAUUUUCUCUGCUACGUUGGAUAAUAAUCUUCAACAGAGAUUGAGCAAGAAAGUUCAGACCAACUCAUCAACUGAUGAAACAAGCCCUUUUGAAAAUUUAUUGAAACAGGUCAAGUUUUUGGGUCAGCCUGCGAUUCUCGAUGCAGAUCCAGAAACAACGGUGGCCACUCGCGUUCUUGAAGGAUUAUUAGAGUGUUCUCCGAAGGAAAAAGAUUUGUAUUUAUAUUAUAUACUUUUAAGAUAUCCCGGGAAAACGAUGGUUUUUGCUAAUGGUAUUGACGACAUCAAACGAAUUUCUCCGUUCUUGAAUGAGCUGAGAGUGGAAGCUUAUCCAUUACAUGCUCAGUUGGAUCAGAAGAAACGUAUGCAGUCUUUGGAAAGGUUUAAAAAUAAUCCAAAAGGAGUUUUAAUUUGUACAGACGUUGCUGCGCGUGGUAUUGAUGUACCAAAUGUUUCUCAUGUCAUUCACUACCACGUCCCUCAUACUGCUGAUAUGUAUAUUCAUCGUAGUGGUCGUACGGCUCGUGCAAACGAAGACGGUGUUUCUAUAUUGAUGUGUGGUCCUAAAGAAUUGUCACAAUUUAAGCGUCUUCUCUUCAAGUUGAAACGCAAAUUAGACGAAUUUCCGAGUUUUCCUGUUGACAUGAGUCUCCUUGGAGUUUUAAAGCCUCGAGUCGAGUUAUCACACAAAAUUGCAGAUCUUACUCGCAAGGCUGGAAAAUUGGGACGAGAAGAAGCUUGGCUAAAAGCUGCUGCCGAAGAACUGGGCGUUGAAAGCUCAGAUGAAGAAGAUCCUGACGAUCCAAAGCAAUCUUCUCAUAGUAAAAGAAACAACCAAGUUGCUCAAUAUCGUUCCGAGCUAAACUACCUAUUAAAUCAACGGAUUCAAACCGGUUUCUCCGGAAAAUAUUUGACAAGUGGCCUCACAAACAUGGCUGAGAAAUUACUAAAUGGACAACACCAUCAGAAUAUCCUUGGAACAGAUCCUGUUACCGCUUUGGAUGUUUUGAGGAAAAAGGGAAAGAAGCAAUCUUAA
Schizosaccharomyces osmophilus is the source of this 1950-nucleotide messenger RNA. It is a transcript of the gene mak5, whose product is annotated as ATP-dependent RNA helicase Mak5. Gene Ontology annotation, molecular function: ATP binding; RNA helicase activity; nucleic acid binding. Bases 1 to 1950 code for a protein of 649 amino acids. The transcript is spliced from 5 exons. Lineage: Eukaryota; Fungi; Ascomycota; Schizosaccharomycetes; Schizosaccharomycetales; Schizosaccharomycetaceae. The record is from RefSeq and is a predicted model, not a curated record. Gene Ontology annotation, cellular component: nucleolus.